Hypomesus transpacificus is the source of this 4055-nucleotide messenger RNA. Its product is annotated as plakophilin-4-like. The record is from RefSeq and is a predicted model, not a curated record. Gene Ontology annotation, biological process: cell-cell junction assembly; cell-cell adhesion. Lineage: Eukaryota; Metazoa; Chordata; Actinopteri; Osmeriformes; Osmeridae. The transcript has 22 exons. Gene Ontology annotation, cellular component: nucleus; adherens junction; plasma membrane. Gene Ontology annotation, molecular function: cadherin binding. Bases 1 to 3492 code for a protein of 1163 amino acids.
AUGGACGGCAGUGGGGUGCGUGGAGUGGUGUCUCGGGGGCAGGGGUUACGCAUCCCGCCAGCCUCGAAGCAGAGGGCAGAGAUGGAGGGAGGUACCGGCCAAGGGGAAGCACCAAAACCGUCCAGAGACAGACCGAGUGUCCAGAGCCUUCAGCCUGACACGUCCUCCACCACCACCACUAAUCUCCUGGCCUCCGUGAAAGAGCAGGAGCUGCAGUUUGAGCGUCUGACCCGAGAGUUGGAGGAGGAGCGUCAGAUUGUGGCCAGCCAGCUGGAGAGAUGCAUGCUGGGAGCAGAGUCUCUGGGCGGAGACAGCAGCAGCUCAUCUGAGAAGUCCUUCAACUGGCGAUCAGCAGUGGGGGAGUCACGUCCUGGUGGGGGGGAGGCAGGGCCGCCCUCCCCCUCUCGCCUGUUCCGGGGCGACGAGGGGCUCUAUCCUGGGGAGCCAGAGAGAGUGUCCCUUCAUGACAGUGAGGUGUCAGGGGCUCACUCCGUCCAGAUGGCGUCCUACGCGGACAGUGGUUACCAUGACAGCAGCGUGAGCUUCUACAGCGCUCAGAACCUGGUCCGCUCCGGCCCCCGGGCCUCCCUGUGCAGGAGCCCCCGGGCUGAGGGCCAGGCGUCCGGACAGGCGUCGGCGUCUGGCCGGGUGAUGAGGCGGAUCGGCUCCCUGCCCUCCAGCGGCCAGUCUCCGGGGGGCCCGGGGGGCACGGUGUCCCCCUCCCGCGUGUCGCUCCGCACCUCCCAGGGCAGCGCCUACGGCUCGCCCAUCCUCACUGAGCCCAAACCACUGGCCAGCGUCUUCCCCGGCACCACCAUGCCCCCCUCCUGCCCCUCGCCCCCCUCCUCCACCUCCUCCCCGCCCCCCCAGCUCUACUCCCCCUCCCAGAGGAACGGGGGGCGUCCGGCCUCUCGCACCCUCGCCACCUCUCCCCCGGGCGUGGGCGUGGCCGGGCGCCUGGGCUCCUCCCUGUCCCUGGUGGAGGGGCGGGGCUUGUCCGUGUCUCCUCUGAGGUCCUGUAUGACAGCUGUGCCGCAGCAGUUUGGCUCCACCCUCCCCCGCCAGACACAGCCUCUCCCCUACGGCGCCGACCCCUACGCCCGCUAUGAGAGGAGCACCCUGUCCAGACCCGACAGCCUCACAGGUCUUCACAGCUCCUACAUCUCCCACCCCAGCCAGCAGGGGGCAGCAUUGUCUCCAGACUGCCACCUCACUCCUGUCUACACCGAGCGCUCCUACCCCAGCCCGCUGUACCACAGCCCCUCCCACAGCGCCCUCUACAGGCCCUGCACAGGGAUGGGGACCCUUCAGAGAGCCAGCAGCCACUGCAGCACCUUGCCCUACCAGAGCAGCUACGGCCUGUACCCAGACCCCUACAGGGUCUCCCAGCAGGGGCUGGUCGAGCUGGCCUACCCCGACAGAACAGCCACGAGGUCCCCCUCCAUCGACAGCAUCCACAAGGACCCCAGGGAGUUUGCGUGGCGUGACCCGGAGCUGCCGGAGGUCAUCCACAUGCUGCAGCACCACUUCCCGUCCGUCCAGGCUAACGCUGCAGCCUACCUGCAGCACCUCUGCUACGGAGACAACAGGGUCAAGGUGGAGGUGUGUCACCUGGGGGGCAUCCAGCACCUGGUGGACCUGCUGGACCACAAGGCGGGGGAGGUGCAGAGGAGCGCGUGCGGGGCGCUCAGGAACCUGGUGUACGGCAAAGCCACCGACCACAACAAGGUGGCGCUGAGGAACUGCGGUGGUGUUCCAGCGCUGCUGCGUCUGCUGAGGAAGACCACCGACAACGACGUCAGAGAGCUGGUCACUGGGGUGUUGUGGAACCUGUCUUCCUGCGACGCAGUAAAGAUGACCAUCAUCAGAGACGCUCUGAGCACCCUGACCAGCACUGUGGUCAUCCCCCACUCCGGCUGGAGCAGCGGAGAGCACCGCGACCACGCCCUCAAGGUUCACUCCUCCCUGCUGCUCCGCAACACCACCGGCUGCCUCAGGAACCUCAGUUCAGCCGGGGAGGAGGCGAGGGGUCAGCUGCGCUGCUGUGAGGGGCUGGUCGACUCUCUCCUCUAUGUCAUCAAGGCUUGCGUCCACACCUCCGACUUUGACAGCAAGAUAGUGGAGAACUGCGUGUGCACUCUGAGGAACCUUUCUUACCGGCUGGAGAUCGAGAUGCCCUCGUCUCGUCUGCUGGGGGUCCACGAAGUGGACGGGCUCUUGGGCUUCGGCUCGGCCAGCCAAGACUACGACUACCUCUGCUGGGGCCGCAUGAGGAAGAAGAAGAAGAGGGAGUGGCUGGAUGGGAAGUGGGAUGGCGUGGGACCCAUCCCUGGCUUCUCCAAGUCUCCUAAGGGGGCUGAGAUGCUGUGGCACCCGGCUGUGGUGAAGCCUUACCUGGGCCUGCUGGCCGAGAGCUCCAACCCUGCCACCCUGGAGGGCUCCGCCGGCUCCCUGCAGAACCUGUCUGCCGGAAACUGGAAGUUUGCGGCCUACAUCCGAGCGGCGGUGCGUAAGGAGAAGGGCCUGCCCAUCCUGGUGGAGCUGCUGAGGAUGGAUAACGACCGUGUGGUCUGCUCUGUGUCCACGGCCCUCAGGAACAUGGCCCUGGACAGCAGGAACAAGGAGCUCAUAGGUAAGUACGCCAUGCGUGACCUGGUGAACCGUCUCCCAGGGUCCCGCCCCUCUCUGCUGUCUGACGAGACGGUGGCAUCCAUCUGCUGCACGCUGCACGAGGUGACCAGCAGGAACACGGAGAACGCCAAGGCCCUGGCUGACACGGGGGGCAUCGAGAAGCUGGUCCACAUCAGCAAGGGCCGGGGGGAGGGCUACAGGUACUCUGUGAAGGUGGUGAAGGCUGCAGGCCAGGUGUUGAACACUCUGUGGCAGUACAGAGACCUGCGCUCCCUCUACAGACAGGACGGCUGGACACACACUCACUUCAUCACCCCGGUGUCCACUUUGGAGCGGGACCGCUAUCGGUCUCAGCCCACCCUGCCCACCAGCACACUCCACAUGCCUCCUGUCAUCCAGACAGGCGGCAGUGCCACGUCAUCUCCAGCCAUGCUAGGCAUCCGCAGGCUCAGCUACAACAACCAGAGGGCGCAGUCAUCUAUGCAACUUGAUACUUACUACGGAGACCACAGUUUACAGAAACAUCAACGAGCAGGAUCAGAAAAACAAACACCAUAUUUUAUAGGCUCCUAUUGUUCCCCGACAAGAGAGGACUUCAUACGGCCACAAAACAAGGAGCCGUUUUACGACGAACCAGAGAACCGGACGACUUUCAACAACUACCGAAUGUACCUGUCGUCUCCACAAGGCUACGAGGAGGAUGCGUACCAGGAGGAUCCUGCCCCGGACGCGCCGGAAAGGUACGCCACCCAGACCCUGACACUCAAAUCCAAUACCAACUACGUGGAUUUCUACUCCACCACACGGAGGCCUUCACAGCGGGCGAACCAGUACACCGGCUCCCCCGACUCCUGGGUUUAGGGAACUGUAACACCAUAUUGAACUCAACUUAAGUGUGUGUCUGUGUUUGUACGUGCGCAUAUGUGCCGCUGAUUGCAUAUGUGUGUGUGAUUCAGAAUUAGGAACCUCGUUGUUUUCCGGAGUGCUGUGUAACGUCGGUUAGUUGUCCUAGGUAAGAAGAAGCACUGUGUUGAGUUAACGAGGUGCGUCAGUGCUGUGGUGGGCAGAAUUGUGCAAAGGAGAUGAUGGGGAAAUGUUCGAGUUGAAAUAAGCUAAAAGGUUAUACCUUUUCCUAGUAAGUUGGCCAAAAAUAUGUAAUGAAGUUAUAUACUUAAUGUGAAAUGUCAAAUACUAUUUGUACAGAUAAAUGAUACAAUGACGUAUAAACUCUAUUGUUUUAUCUCUGUAUUCUAUGUGUGGACUUUGUAUGCUCUGGUGUUAAGUAAUAUUUUUUAUUAUUAUUUAUUGAUCACUUUCUCAAGUUGUGACCAAUUGUGACUGACCAAAAUGCCCAGUUCUCUGUACUGUCCAACACUAAGAUAUGUAUGUCACGGAUGAAAAUGUGUAAAGAUUAAAGAUCUCAU